CUGUAAACAAAUACCAAAACAUUCUGAAGCAUCUCGCUGGUCUGAUGACUCUUUACAGCAAUGAAAGUUCCCCGACUCUGAGCGAGGAAGUUGUCAAGCUUCUCGUUCAGAGCGGGAUAGACAGCGAAGAACUCUGGUUGGAUAUCCUGUCGGAGGUGAAGUGUGACGCCACGACCGUCCAGUAUAUUGCUAAAAACCUCGAGGAGUAUCUGUGCGGCGAGCUGACUAUUGAGGACGCCAAGGUGCGACCCUUUUCUUUCCUCAUUCCUCACGCGCGCCCUUCCUGCGUCUACGUUGACAUCGCAGAUUCCGGCCAGAGGUUGCCUUACCUCCCUAACCUCCUGGAAGCCACGGCGACGGUUCACUGCAAGGCGGCGGUGUGUCUGCGGCACUUCUUCCUUCAUCCCGAGGAAGGGUCUUGCGAUGCCUUCUUGCAGCCAUUCAGGAAACCUACUGACCAGACUAAGUGUCGCAUGUUCGCCUUCCUUGGAACAGUGCAAGAUGCCUCGUUAUUGCCACCCACCUUGGAACAACUGUACCUGGCUGUGGCAGACGCGGAUCAGGCUGCCAUUUUGGCCGACGUUUUUACACCCACGCGCCUACCGUGCCUUAUCAAACUUGGCGUACACGCUAUGCCCGGGGUGCCAGCGUCGUGUUUGCAGCCUCUUCCUACCUUGAAAUGCUCUCCCACACUCUACCUCUCGGGCGUCGACGACAACGAGGUCCAGUGGGCGUGUGAGGUGGCCAGAGCAUUGCAGCCUCCAGGAGAUUCAUUCCACUCCAUCAUGUUCCCUUGGAGCAACAUGACGACAAAGGGCUGGAAGAGGCUGAUCCUCGGCCUCCAGCACAAGGGCGUGAAAGUGGCACACACCUGCAGCGUCCACCUGGCAGCCCUCAGGAGAGUCCAGCCCCAGCAGGAGGAGCUGCAGGAACUCACGCGGCUGCAUCUCGAGUGUGGCUUUAGCAUCGAGAGUGAAACCAACAUCUGGCCGAUAGUGACAUGAAGUCUUUGACGACGUGAAAAUGUCUGGAAACGAAGAAGAGAUGCUAUGCCCUGAAAAAGAGGAUGUACGCAGUGAUGCCAAACAUAAUGCCCAGGGUGAUGUCAGACAGAACAAGAGGAUGGUUACAGUGAUGCCAGAACAGAAGAGUACGUGCGGUGGUGUCAAAUUAUAUACUGCUAUUGUCAGAUUACAUUUGCCAAGGUGCCGUCACGAGAUAGCCACUGAUGCCAGAAUAAGGGGAUACCUGUGAGAUUCCCAGAUUAUGAGGAUAGUCAAAUUAAUGUCAAUUUGUACUAAAUAAUCAUGCCACAAAGGUGAAAAAGUACGAGGACGAAAAUCCUCCACAGACACAAAAACAUGAAGAUGCUUGCCAGAUGCCGAAAUUUGCCCGUGGAUACUAAAAUACUCGAAAGAUGUCCGUAAUGGUGACAAAAUAAGGGCGAUAGUGAUAUAUUUAUAAUCUAAUGACACCAAAACAAGUGGAGACUUCUUGGAUUGCCAAAACGAAAAGAUACUCUUCAAUGAUGUCACUAUAACAGACGUACGUUGAUGUCAGAGGAAGAUAACAUCUACUACUUAUGCCAGAAAAAAAUAAUACUCGUAACAGUGCCACAAAAAAACAGCAAUCAUUAAGAAGAACAGAACAAAACACUUGGAUUUGAGAACUGGAUAGUGGAUAUGCCAGAAUUAGAAAUAGCCGCAGAUGUGCCAGAUCUGUAAUGAUGCAAGAACCUCCCGCUAUCAAUUUAUGAACACAGGUAAAACAAAACCUGUGUUGAUUUUAGGUAACACGUAUACCGAUUUGUAUGGAUGCUUUUACAAGUAGCUAACUACUAAACUGCAUCAACAAAAUAUAUACAAAGAUGCCAGAAGUUAAUGCCAAAACAAGGGAAUUUCCUCAAGCAUAACAGAACAAGAGAACACCCACAGUGAUGCCAGGACAAUACACUAUGGUUUCGGAAUAACAAGUGGGUAUCCAUGAUCAUGCCAGAAUAAUUGAAUACCUACAUAAAUGUAUAACCACAAGUUUACCAGAACAAGAUAAUACCAGCAAUGAAACGAAGAGCGAGACACUUCAAUAAUUUUGCCAGAAUUAGUGAUUAACCACAAAUGUCUAAAGCAGAAUCUGCCCAAAAUGAAACCUGAAGCAAAUGAACAAAGUCGGUAAUAACGGUAUUCUUAAUGGUUACAGUUUAAUGGUAACAGUUAAAACAAAUAAAUGUGUUAAGCAUUUAGUAGCGAAAAGGGGUUAGGAAUAAGUUGAUGAGUAGGUUAGAGUAAGAGAUUGAACAGAAGAAGAGGAGCACUAUGAUAGAUUAUUGAAGCGUAAAGGGUAAAAAUGAGUUAAAGAUUAGGAUAAAUGGACAGAAGGGAAUGAAGAGACGGAAAAGGAAAUAGAGAAGAAAAGACCAUUAGUUGAGGCGAGGUCUGAGAUCCAAGCAAACCUCUCUCUGAUGAUAAUAAUAACAUGAACAUCGGUGAAACAACAGCUGUGUUGAUCAUAGAUAACGUGUAUUCCAAUUUGUAUGGAUGUAAUUUUUUCUUGAACUGUGAAAAUUCAGCUGCACUGAAGUUGUUUUAUAUUUUCUAGAAUCUCAAUGGAUGGACAUGAGUAUAUUUGUUUUUGCCUCGUGAUUAGUUAAAUUAUAUUUAAUUUCUUAAGUGUUAUCAGCACCAGGAUUAGUCAUGUAGAUUAUAAAGAGAUAUUAGUAAAAAAAUAUCUGUGAAGUUGUACUAGUUAUGAAAUUUUAAGUAAUAUUUUUAAAUAUUUUAAUAUGCAUAAUGCCAGGCCAUUUUUUAUGGCUUUGUGGCAGUUAUUCCCAUUUUCCUCCUAUUAAUCUGUAUAAAUAAAUGCUUGUUGGAUAAGAUAAGAUUGGUAUAUGUACCUAAUCAACAAUCUGACUUUGAUAUAUAUCAGUUUAUACACGCACGCACACGCACACGCACACGCACACAUACAUAUAUAUAUACAAGUAUGUUCUACAUGUUUAUUACAUAUAUAUUCUGUGUGUGUGUGUGUGUGUGUGUGUGUGUGUGUGUGUGUGUGUGUGUGUGUGUGUGUGUGUGUGUGUGUGUGUGUGUGUGUGUGAGUGAGUGUGUGUGAGUGUGUGUGUGUGUGUGUGUGUGUGUGUGAGUGUGUGUGAGUGUGUGUGUGUGUGUGUGUGUGUGUGUGUGUGUGUGUGUGUGUGUGUGUGUGUGUGUGUGUGUGUGUGUGUCCGUGUGUGUCUGAAAAACUGCCUUCAAUUUUUCAGUCUUAAAUAUAAAUCUUAUAUCAGUUCCUUAUCUCAAAAAAUAUAUUUAUAUGUACAUAUAACAAUAAAAUAAGCACUAGUAAACA
Messenger RNA from Penaeus indicus, 3342 nucleotides. RefSeq lists its product as uncharacterized. The record is from RefSeq and is a predicted model, not a curated record. NCBI's taxonomy places the organism in Eukaryota, Metazoa, Arthropoda, Malacostraca, Decapoda, Penaeidae. Bases 45 to 1004 code for a protein of 319 amino acids. The transcript has 5 exons.